This is a messenger RNA of Drosophila grimshawi, 2097 nucleotides long. Its product is annotated as CD63 antigen. Gene Ontology annotation, cellular component: membrane. Bases 146 to 853 code for a protein of 235 amino acids. NCBI's taxonomy places the organism in Eukaryota, Metazoa, Arthropoda, Insecta, Diptera, Drosophilidae. The transcript is spliced from 4 exons. The record is from RefSeq and is a predicted model, not a curated record.
GUUUUUGCGCCUUGCGACAAAAACAUCGCGAGCUGAAGCGGAAAAAUAAACGAUCCGUCAAGAUACAAAUAUUGCAAGAGGUGUGAUUUGUUAAUUGCAAGCCAAAUAUCUGAACGUUAUACGUGGAUCAAAGUUUGUUUCCAAAAUGGCAUCCGGCGGCUUGACAUGCGUCAAAUACAUAACCUUUUUUUGCAAUUUGCUGUUUGCGCUGACUGGUCUGCUCAUCCUGAUGGUGGGCGCCAUGGUGCAGCUGAACUAUGCGCAUUACUCGAAUUUUGUCAGUGAUCAUAUAUGGACCGCACCCAUUAUACUGAUGGUUGUUGGCGCCGCUGUGGCCUUCAUCUGUUUCCUGGGCUGUUGUGGUGCCUUGAAGGAGAACAGCUGCAUGAUACUCAGCUUUGCCAUACUGGCUGUGGUUAUUUUCCUCCUGGAGAUUGGUCUUGGUGUUGCGGGCUAUAUCAAGCACUCGGGCCUGCAACAGUUGAUGGAAACCCAAUUCAAUACGACCAUGAAGCAUUAUAAGGAUCGGGAUGAUUAUCGCGAUGCCUGGACUCUGUUGCAAACCGAACUGGACUGCUGUGGCACCUAUGAACCCAACGAUUGGGAGGCCAUCUUUCCCAACAAGACACUGCCGCCGGCCUGCUGCAAAGUGAUCAAUCUGAGCGAGGCCAAGGAGUGCACCACAUUGCAUUCUGUACAGGAGGGCUGUCUGCACAAGCUGUUGGGCAUAAUCGACUCCAAGACUCUGAUAUUGGCCAGUGUGGUGCUCUCCGUUGCGGGCAUACAGCUGCUUACUAUACUAUUUGCCUGCUGCUUGUAUCGUUCGUUUCGCCGCAGCUACGAUCACGUUUAGGCUGCGCAGCGAGGAUCCCAUCUAUCGAUUUUAAAAUGGCAAACGCCAGUUUCGUAGCUUUGUAGUAGUUUUGGUCACAUGCAUGCGAAAUGCCUGCCUCGUUGCAGUCUCGUCGAUAAGAAAAUAUAUAUAAAUAUAAGUAACACAUACCAACUCACUCAAUAAUCACACACAAUCCAAUCCAUAUGUCAAUCACAAGACCAAUCUUUUAGUUUGUUACUACUUGUUAAUGUUAUUUCCUUGGCUCAGUUGCGCUGAGCUCUAUGAUUAAGCUAUAUACAUACAUAUAUCUCAAAGUUUUCUAUUAUCCAAAAAACUUAUUAUUUGAAACACUCCGCUCAAAAGCUAAAUAUUCCUGCACUCUGUAUAUUUUGAAGACUAAUUUUUUAAAUAUAUUUUAUUAUAUUAAGUGAAAGUAAUGAUAUUAUUUGUAUUUGAAAUUAUUGCCACAUCCUCAUUCGCCAAAAUUGCAUUCCACCGCCACACAUGCCCAUAUGUGUAGAUCAUCUAUAUAUACUAUAUAUACUGACUGUUUCGAAAUUCAUUCAUCAUUUCAUCGGUUUACAAAGUGUCCUUGAAACAACUUUUUAUAUGUAGAAAUUUAAUGGCAUUCGAAUUCUAAAUGUAUUUGCGUGUGCCUCAGUGUAUGUGUGUGUGGCAAACUCCCUAAAAACCAACCCACCAUUUGCUACUUGUUUUGAUAUACCCCAUAUACUACCUAGUAAUUUAUUAUACAAGGUAUAUUAAGAGAACACUGCAUUUUACACACACACACUCAUAAAUAUUUUAGCAACACACAAAUAUAUAAGUAUACGUAUAUGAAUAUUUAUGUGACAGUAACUUGUAUCGAAACAAAAAAAAAAGACAAAACUUGGGAGAAUUUGAAUUUUACAUAUCUUGUCAACUCCUGAAGAAUGAAACUGUUUAAAUAUCGAAUUUACAGUUUGAAAUCGAACAACAUAAAUUAAUUGAAAUGCAUAUUGCAUAUUUUGUCUCGAAAAAAUCGCGAUUUUCAAAAACGACCACAAAACAUCAAAUAUCUCAAUUCAAUGAACUCAAUGUUAGAUGACUAAAAUGCAAUAAGUUUAUAAGUAAUUUGUCUUAAAAUGCAACAACUCAGCACGAUAUAUUAAUAAUCAUGUGGUUUUUAAAUAUGUAUGUAUCUUAAAUAUAAGAUCUGAGUUUAACCGAUUGUGCAGCACUGAAAAACUUAAAAAUCAAUAAAAGAACAAUUGAAAAUAAAA